ACUAAUCAUGGUUGUCAUUUGUGUUGUGUAUUUCACAAAUUGAAAAAUAUUCUAUUCUUAAAAUUACUACUAAUUUACGAAUGUUCAUAUGAUGUGUUUGAAUUAGUAUUAGUAAUCAUAGUGGCUAUAAUUACAUUUUGUAAUGUUAAUUAAUUAAUUCUUUGUUAACUUAUUUUUUAUUUCUAUUUUGAUUUUAAAAAGGUUAUGACCAUGACAACUGAAGAAGGUAUAAUAAAUUUGGUUCAAUCGGAUAGUGACGAUGAGAGCGCCGUGAAAAAAACGAAUUCGUCGCCCCCAAAUGAAAAGAACAAAAGCACCCCUAAGAAAAGUGAUUUUGUCGAGGACGAAGAUGUACCCUCGGACUUCUUCGAUGACUUCUUGAAUAACGAUUUUAUGGACGGCCUGGACGUCGUCGAUAUUUGGGAUGACGAAUGCGAGAAGAAAGAAGGUAGGACGAAGAAAUCGAGAAGCAAAAGUAGAAGCAGGUCUCGAAGGAGAGAUUCGCGUUCUAGGCGGCGCAGGUCGCGAAGUGGUUCUAUAUUUCGUAGCAGAAGAUACAGGGAGGAGUACAGGCGAAGGGGAAGGUCUAGAGAGCGCCGGUCCAGAGAUAAACGAUCAAGGGAAAGGUAUACGGGCAAAGGCGAAAAGGAUUCCGACUGUGACGAGUCGAACGUUGAUCAUAGAAGAGACCCGGCGAAAACUAAACGAGACAUUCAGAAGGAUAAAGAUACAUGUGCCAAAAAAGAGGAGGAGAAAUCCAUUUCAGAAAAGCUGAAAGUUGUGGAAACAGGUUUGGUUCCUCCAGGUACCGAAUUGGAGGUCGAUUUAAAUGAUCUUAAACCUGUUGAUCCGAAGGCAGAGUCUAAAUCUAAAGCCGCCAAUCGUGAGAAGCAAAGAUCAGAUUCACCCCAGAAGCGUGUAGAUAGAACCUCAAGACUGUAUGGCUCUAAGCGUACUUAUCAAUAUACGAGAAGCCCACAUUGGCGUAAAUCCAGGUCACCCCUGAGGUAUUCUAGAUCUCCCCUGUCGAAACGAAGGCGAAGUUUGGAACGUAGAAGUAGAAGAGACUAUUCGGCCGACAGAUACAGACGACGAUCGAGAAGUCUCAGCUUUGAGUUAAGUCCGGAACCUUCAUCCAAUAGAAAUCGAGAAAAACACACAUCCUGGUCUAAGCGUUCGAGUAGCAACACAAGAGAUUUUCUAGAGGAAUUGGCCACAAAAUUGGCUAAGUCGGAGAAAAAGAAGUACUACAACAAAGUGAAAGAAAUAAUUGCUCAACCUCCAAAACAGCAACCCCCACACACUUAUCACCCAGUUCCACCUGUCCCGCCUCCAGGACCAGUCCCAGCGCCAAUACGAGCGCCUGCUCCAUACUUUCCUCAACACAUGGACCCUGCUGCUCAGUAUGACCACCAUUUCUUUAUUGGUCAGCAAUUUCCCCUAAAUCCCAUGCAUUAUCCUCAUCCACUUCAAGGCAUGCCGCCCGCUGUAGCAAUUUCUAUAGACAGCGAGGCGCUAUGA
Molecule: messenger RNA, 1521 nt
Organism: Photinus pyralis (common eastern firefly)
Lineage: Eukaryota; Metazoa; Arthropoda; Insecta; Coleoptera; Lampyridae
Product: splicing regulatory glutamine/lysine-rich protein 1-like
Exons: 3
Coding region: 205-1521 (438 amino acids)
Source: RefSeq, a predicted model, not a curated record